This is a messenger RNA of Symbiodinium pilosum, 350 nucleotides long. The record is from the annotation of a GenBank genome assembly. NCBI's taxonomy places the organism in Eukaryota, Dinophyceae, Suessiales, Symbiodiniaceae.
GUAACACCCAGGUUCUCAUCCUCAUUUGCUCUCUGGGUCUGGCUGCAGUCGUCUUCUACUACUUCGUGUGUUCUUCGAGCUCUGCGUACAAGGCAGGGUUCCCUUCGCCUAAUGGCAUGCUCCAACAGGCUACCUACUCUCCCCCAGGCUGGCCCAACCAAGGCCCCCUGGCCAGCGGCCUUCAAGCACCUCGCACAUCGUAUGCCCAGCGCACCAGCUAUGCGCAGGCUGGAGGGUUCCAGUCGCUUCGCCAGCCUGGAGGCGGUUACGCGCAGUCCGGGUAUGGGCAGUACGCCAAUCCAUACCAACGCGAGACCCAGCGACUUCUUUCUGUGAAUGACCUGGCCUAG